Malassezia restricta is the source of this 1971-nucleotide messenger RNA. Its product is annotated as anaphase-promoting complex subunit 8. Gene Ontology annotation, biological process: cell division. Gene Ontology annotation, cellular component: anaphase-promoting complex. NCBI's taxonomy places the organism in Eukaryota, Fungi, Basidiomycota, Malasseziomycetes, Malasseziales, Malasseziaceae. Gene Ontology annotation, molecular function: protein binding. Bases 1 to 1971 code for a protein of 656 amino acids. The record is from RefSeq and is a predicted model, not a curated record. The transcript has a single exon.
AUGGCACAUCGAUUCGCGACGCUGGAUGGCCUGGAUGACUUGGCGCCGGAUCGAGCACGCUGUGUACUGACGCACGCCAGCAAAGAUCUUAUAGAUCAUGGCUUGCUAGACGCGGCGCAAUGGUGUUUGGAACUGCUAACGUGCGUGCCAGACUCUCAUGUACAUCCGACCAGCACGCCGCGUCUAGGUGCAGGGGACGACUCGCACAGAUUUCCUGUGCACUCUACGCCUGCUCUCAAUCUGGAGUCACCUUCAUGGAAUGCUCACAAGAUGCCGGAAGAAGGUGCGCCAUCAUGGACGAGUUGGGAGCACGCGUCGCCGUCAGGUCCAAGCAGCCGUAUCAUACCCUCACCAGCGCGCUCGAUGGAUCCGCCGACGUCACCAGAAGCUUCUUUGCAUGUGAAAAUCAAUGAGCCUAUACCAACUUCUUUUGAAGAACACUUUGACGCGACAUACAUGCUGGCCAAAACGUUUUUUGAUCGCGAUAAUUACCACGCAUGUGUGUCGUUGCUGGAGUCGCAGCCACAUUUGACGGACAAGGCACGCUUUUUGAUGCUGUAUGCGAGAUUGCUUAUUUUUGACACGCAUCCCAGCCAUCCUAACGCGCUACUCCCCCCUCUGGCGUACGCGGACAAGCACGAUAGGGAAGGUGCCCAUCCCACGCUCGUGUCCCUGUUACAAGAGCUCGUAUCGCCGACCGACCCCUUUCUUCUUUUUUUAAAAGGGGUGAUCUUUCGCAUGCUGCACAAGCGUAUUGAUGCGAUGGACUGCCUCAUUUCGAGCGUGCGCGCGUUCCCUUACAACUGGAGCGCAUGGAAAGAACUCAGUCGCACUCUCAACUUGAAGAACGCCGAGCGAGAGCAGAUUCUCGACCUUUUGCCUGCGUCGUUUAUGAGUGUUUUCUUUCUGGAGUACACGCAGAGGCAGUCGACUCAGAUUGAUGACGGACACUUUGAGCGCAUUGAUGCGCUUCUCUCGCAUUUUCCAGGAUCGGCGUACCUAUUGACGUGCCGAGCCCAAUCGCUGUAUUUGCAUCAAGAUCUGGAGGAGGCAGCCGAUACAUUUCAGCACGCCCUGGAACUGCAGCCGUACCGCCUCGACGGCAUUAGUGAGUACUCGAACACACUCUAUGUGCUCGACCGCGAAGAUACACUCGCGCAGCUGGUGCAGCAGUUUGCCCAUGUAUCCAAUAGUGCUGAGGUGUGGUGCAUGCGGGGCAACUUUUAUAACCAGCGCAGUGAGCACUUUCGUGCGGUCGAGUCGUUCAAGCAGGCGCUGCGCAUGGACAGGGGAUGUGUCGCGGCUUGGAUCCUAUUGGGCCACGAAUAUCUGGAAGUCAAGAACAGUCAUGCCGCUGCUGAGAUGUACCGCCGUGCGAUUGAAAUGAAUCCACACGAUUACCGGCCAUGGCACGGCCUGGGGCAUGUAUAUGAGCUGAAUGAGGCAUGGUCUGCGGCCAUUGAUUAUUACCAGCAGUGUGCGAUGAUCCGGCCGUAUGAUGCGCGCAUGUGGGCAUCCCUGGGCGUAUGCUACGACCGGCUAGGCCAGCGUGCGCAGGCCAUUGAGUGCUUCAAACGGCACUUGGCCUGCCCACUCACGCAUCUGGAAUCGAUCGAGGCCAUCGCCCGGAUCAUUGAGCUGUAUGAGCAGGACGGUGACUCGGUGCAUGCCACCAUGUACCACUGCCUGCUGGUGCAGGUGGUCGACCGCAACAUGGCCCAGAUGGACCCGGCCCUGCUCGCGCGCUUUGUGUUUAGCUACAUUAUUGCGGCUCGCUGGGAGAUGGGCGAGCUCCACGGCCGCCUAUACUACUCCAGGCAAGACAAGCAGCGCGGCCGCGUGGCCGACACAGCUGCCCCUGCGGGCGACUUGCAGCGGGCGCACGACUACUUGCAAAAGGUGCUGCUAGCCGGUACGGACAUGACGCCCGUGGCUGAAGAGCUGCUGGCGAGAUUGCAGAAACAGAUCUAA